Messenger RNA from Aspergillus affinis, 1854 nucleotides. RefSeq names its product SPRY domain-containing protein. Gene Ontology annotation, cellular component: Set1C/COMPASS complex. The record is from RefSeq and is a predicted model, not a curated record. Gene Ontology annotation, molecular function: transcription cis-regulatory region binding; protein binding. Lineage: Eukaryota; Fungi; Ascomycota; Eurotiomycetes; Eurotiales; Aspergillaceae. The transcript has a single exon. Bases 1 to 1854 code for a protein of 617 amino acids.
AUGGCAUCAACAAACCCCAUAGGGUCUUCUGCGCCUUCGUCUAACAUCAACUCGCCAAUCUUGCCGCCCAGUAGUACACCAUUUUUUAACGGGACGUUGUCUGACGCGAAUGCGAGAUCUUCGCCUAUACCCCAAGGCAAUGCAUCGUCUCAGGCUGAUUCUGCAAGAUCAAAACGCAACAAGCGUGACAGUCGCAAGAAGCGUGAGGCGAAAGGGCUUGACCAAGAAGCUCCACCCAAGAAGAAAGCAGUGGCUGUUCAAAAUACCGCUCUUUCCAGCUGGGAUCUCAAUAUACUUCGACCGUUGUUGCUUGCUGAACCCCGGCCAUCAGAUCUACUGCCUCCCCAACCUCGCCAGCUGAACCUUGUGGAUAAGAAAGCCUCCGAUGUGACUGGGCAGGUCCGGGCCUUCUAUGAGGUUGUCGACAAGCUCACUAAUAAAAAUGGGUUUCGUUACGGCUAUGCCAUAGCUGAUCCUGGCUUUCCCCAUAUCAAAUAUCGCCAGACCGAUGUUCGCCCCUACCAGGCACGGUUCAGUUUCGAAGACUCGCCAGCAGCGAUUCUCUUUAGCGAAGAUGCGCUUGCAGUCACAACCAGUGACCCAUGGCACACGGCCCGUGCCAAUGUCUGCGCACGAGAAGGGAAUUUCUACUAUGAAGCACGUGUAAUUAGCGGUGUGGUGAGCGACACAAAAACUGACUCCUCUAGCGGCAAUCUUGGGCGGCCUUCGAGGGGUCAUGUUCGUCUUGGAUUCGCCAGGCGAGAGGCAGAUCUUGACGUGAACGUUGGCGUUGAUUGUUAUGGGUACGGAAUUCGGGAUGUAAACGGUGAGGUAGUGAAUCGAAUGCGCUGCGAGUAUUUCUUCCCGAAGGGAGAGGCAAUCCGGGAAGGCGAUGUCAUUGGAAUGCUCAUUUCCCUUCCGCCACUAUCACUCCACAAGAAAAUAGUCGAGGGGACUUAUGAUCCCGCUACCGAUGAAAUCACCAACGCAGAAGCGCCUUCCGCCGUCAACAUCAUUCGUGAUCGAAUUCCAUUCCACUAUAAAUCUGACUUUUGCUGGCAACAAUCGAAUAUAUUCCCUACCAAACACUUGCGUGACUAUGCCUUCAAUCUUAAAGAAACCCCAACAUUCGGGCCCCCAUCUCCGCUGAAUUCGGAGGAUGCGUCCUUGCGGACACUUCCAGGCUCAAGCAUCACAAUAUUCAAAAAUGGCGUCAAGAUGGGCACACCCUUCAAAGAAUUAUACGCAUUUCUUCCCCCGGCCAGUCGUCUCGCCAACGGUACUAAUAAUCUUGGACUUGGGGAGCGCGAGAACGCAGAUGACGGGAUGAUUGGCUACUACCCUGCUGUCAGCUGUUACGGUGGCGGUGCGGUUGAAUGCCGCUUCGAAGGUCCUUGGUGGGUUGGGCCGCCUUCUCACACAGAGAGCGGAGCGCCGAUUCGAGCUUUCGGGGACCGGUUCAGCGAGCAGAUAGCGGAGGACGUCGUGGCCGACAUUGUCGACGAGGUCGAAGCAAUGUUUCUGUGGGGUGGCAUUGAUGGAGAUAUUGUCGGCAAUUCGGAGAUGGAUGGUUCCAGCUCUGGGCCAGUAGGGGGUUCUGAAGUCCUCAAGGCAGGGGUCGGCGCAGCAUAUGAGUCCGCCUUAGCAUCGAGUGCGAAGCUUGAAUCCGCAACCAUUGAUAACCCUGCGGUAGAAAGAACCGGCGAGGUACCAGAGCUAGAUCCUGGACUAGGUCCUGGCCAUAUCACAUUCGACGGUACAAUGAAUGUUGAUACCGCGGACACCCCCAAUGCAGCAACUCCCUCGACUGUGCCGGAAAACCCGACGGUUGGGGAGGAUACUGAAAUGUCUUGA